This is a messenger RNA of Ilyonectria robusta, 740 nucleotides long. RefSeq lists its product as uncharacterized. The coding region runs from base 134 to 646 and encodes 170 amino acids. The transcript has 2 exons. The record is from RefSeq and is a predicted model, not a curated record. Lineage: Eukaryota; Fungi; Ascomycota; Sordariomycetes; Hypocreales; Nectriaceae.
AGCAUAAAAAGCGUACGGCUUCGUCUUCCCCUCCUUGCACCCUUUACCCUUUUUCUGCCUUUCCCACCUCCAUCGUCUCUCUGUUUCGGCCUCAUCUGCCAUAUCCCCGCAACUCUAUCUGCGAUCCGUGUCCAUGGAGCCAAAUACUGGUGUGGCCAUGAAUAUUCCAAGCUUCACACCUCUUGUCGAGCAUCUAUUCCUCGAUUAUUCCUUGUAUGAUGUGAUCAACAAAAGGUGGCCAGUGGUCGAGCCCUGGGCAACUAUGUACGUCGAUGCCGUUCACGACCAGAGGUACGGUGACGCCAUAUGGGCACGCUACCAUAUGGAGGGCGGCGUAGAAAAUGGUAUCAUUUAUAGUCCGCCGAACCCGACUAUCACGGUGUUGGAGAGUCUCAAGGAAGAUGCAAUUGGAUACAAGAUUAGUGAUCCAGAUUGGUAUGCAAAGGCUCUGCUAUUCUACGCGAAAACGAACAGCACGGACGGGCACCCGGAAGUGAUAGACAUCAUCUUUCAAGCGGAUAGCGCAGAGCCUACCGAGGUCGUAGAUGAGGAAGAUGAGGAGGAUGAGGAUGAAGAGGAUGAGGAAGACGAUGGUGGAGAAGAUAGAGAUCCUACUUUGAACGACCUGCCAUGGAGCGAUUUGUAAUUUAGAGUCAACUGACCAUGCAGAAUGAGAACUAUAAUCAUUAUUGAGGAAGCAUUGUUGACAGCCUUGCCUGGUCAAUACAACCAAAGAGCUC